AUGCUUCUCCCACGCCUCUUUGGCCUGGCUGCCCUUUCACUGGCAAGCCUGGGAGCUGCCGUCAAGCUCACUGGCUAUGAAUAUGUCAUUGUGGGAUCUGGAGCUGGUGGCGGCCCAUUGGCUGCUCGCCUUGCUCUCGCUGGCCACAAGACUCUAUUGAUCGAGGCUGGAGAUGACCAGGGCAAUAGCAACAACUAUACCGUCCCAGCAUACUCCGCCAAGGCUUCCGAGGAUCCAGCUAUCGCUUGGAAUUACUUUGUGCGUCAUUAUACAAACGAUACCCGCCAGGCACUCGACUACAAGACUACCUAUGAUACUCCCGAUGGCGGCGAAUACGUUGGUCUCGACCCGCCCGCGGGUUCAACAAUGAAGGGAAUCCUAUACCCGCGUACUGGGACGCUCGGUGGAUGCACAGCCCACAACGCCCUAGUCACCGUGUACCCAUUCGAAUCUGACUUCGACUACAUCUCUACACUGACAGGCGAUGGAUCUUGGGCCCCGGAUAACAUGCGCAAGUACUUCAAGAAGAUGGAGAACAACAACUACCUCCUCCCCCUCCUCCCAGGCCACGGAUAUGACGGUUGGCUGCACGAUCAAACCGCACCACUUAGCAUCGUCCUCGAAGAUCCACUGCUCCUAGACAUGCUACUCGGUGGCGCCUUCGCGCUAGGCAAUAUCACCGACACCAUCUUCAACGUCGCUACUCUACUAGCCGCCGACGCCAACGCCGACUCUCGAACCCGUGACACAGAAAACGGAUACUACCAGGUCCCAAUCGCCACCCACAACGCAAAGCGCAAUGGUCCACGCGAGUUCCUCGUCGCUGUCCGAGACGCCAAGAACACCGACGGCUCAAAGAAGUACCCCCUCGACAUUCGCACAAACUGCCAAGCUACAAAAAUCACCUUUGAUAACUCUACCGGUACACCGCGAGCCAGCGGCGUCGAGUUCCUCGAUGGCAAGUACCUCUUCCGCGCAAGCCCACGCUCCGGCACAGCUGCGAAGGGCACACCGGGUAAUGUCACCGCAUCGCGUGAAGUAAUCGUUGCAGGUGGCGUGUACAACUCGCCUCAGCUCCUCAAGCUAAGCGGUAUCGGACCCGCAGACGAACUCCAGCAGUUCGGUAUUGAUGUCGUCGUCGAUCUACCUGGUGUCGGUACGAAUUUGCAAGAUCACUACGAGACCUCUGUGCAGGGACAGGUCCCGCACAAUUUCACUGCGCUGGACGGGUGUACCUUCAGCGACGAUGCCGAAGAAGACCCGUGUCUCGAGCGGUGGAAUAAUCCCAUCCUCGGAAAUAGGGGUAUCUAUUCCUCGAAUGGAUUUGCUAGUACGAUGCUGUAUAAGAGCUCUGCGGCCGUGGACAAUGACUUCGAUGCAUUCGUCUUCGGUGGCCCGAUUAAUUUCCGUGGUUACUUCCCCGGGUAUAGUUAUAAUAUCACUGAGCACCAUGAUUGGUGGUCGUGGGCGAUUCUCAAGGCUCACCCGCGGAACACUGCUGGCUCGGUGAAGCUUCGUUCGGCUGAUCCACUUGAUAUGCCGGAGAUUGUGUUUAAUUACUUUGACUCUGGCAGUGGCGACUAUGAGGCAGAUUUGACUGCCAUGACUGAGGCUAUUGGAGUUGCGCGGGAUGCGUUCAAACGUCAGCUUGUUGAUGUUGAUGAGAUUCUGCCUGGAAAAGAAAUUACCUCCACUGAGGAGAUCCAUGAUUACAUUAUGGAGACUGCUUGGGGACAUCAUGCUUCGUGUACUUGCCCUAUUGGUACGGAUGAGGAUCCUAUGGCUGUUUUGGACUCCAAGUUCCGCGUUCGUGGUGUUAGUGGGCUGCGAGUUGUUGACGCCUCUGUGUAUCCUCGUAUCCCUGGAACUUUCACAGCUGUGUCGACGUACAUGGUCUCGGAGAAGGCGGCGGAGGAUAUUCUAAACGAACUCAACUAA
Penicillium longicatenatum is the source of this 1938-nucleotide messenger RNA. Its product is annotated as GMC family oxidoreductase. Lineage: Eukaryota; Fungi; Ascomycota; Eurotiomycetes; Eurotiales; Aspergillaceae. The record is from RefSeq and is a predicted model, not a curated record. Gene Ontology annotation, molecular function: oxidoreductase activity, acting on CH-OH group of donors; flavin adenine dinucleotide binding. The coding region runs from base 1 to 1938 and encodes 645 amino acids. The transcript has a single exon.